AGUCAGUUGCUUGCCGAUCGUGAAGCAAGUACGAGGGUUUUAUUAUGUCGGAGGUUUUCAAACUGGGUGAUCUAGUAUGGGCGAAGAUGAAGGGAUUUUCUCCUUGGCCUGGUCGGGUGUCUAAUCCUUCAAAGGACUUAAAGAAACCAACAAAUACUAAGAAGGGACCAGUUCAAUGUAUUUUCUUCUUUGGAACAAAUAAUUACGCAUGGAUAGAGGAGUCCAAUCUAAAGCCAUAUCUAGAGUACAAAGAUACCCUUGUAAAAUCUAGUAAAUCUGGUGCAUUUAAAGAUGCGGUAGAAGCAAUAGAGGAAUUUAUUGCUAACGGAGAGGUAUUUGAAGAUGGCUUAGACCCAGAUUCCUUAUUCGACAGACUUAAAGAAGUAGGUUUAUCAGAGAAGAAGAAUAUAGUGAAAACAUCCAAGCCUCGUAAGGAAACACUAAAAACUAAAAGAUUGGACACCAAUGGGAGCAAUGUUCGUCGUCCAGCCAAAAAGCUACGUGGGGAAUCAAGUACAAGUAACAAUUAUAGGGUUGGCAGUGUUAGUCCUCCGGUACACCAUUCUACUCCUUUCAGAAAAUCAGGGUCGACGCUCCUGAAUAGGCCCGCAAAUAUUGCUAGACCUGUAACACCUCCAUUAGACGUGGAAACAUUAUCGCAAACUCUUAAAGAGAAAAACAUCCUUCCGUCGACCUUGAAAUUUGGGUUCCUUGGUUUGGGUAUCAUGGGUAGCGGCAUCGUAAAAAAUCUGAUCAACAGCGGACACAGCGUAAUUGUGUGGAAUCGAACACAAGAAAAGUGUGCAGAUUUUGUAAAAGCAGGAGCAGAAGAGGGUUUAACGCCAUCCGAUGUUGUGCUCGCUGCUGACAUUACGUUCUCUUGUGUGGCUGAUCCACAAGCUGCCAAAGACAUGGUCUUUGGAAAUUGCGGAGUUCUUACGGAAAUAUCUCCAGAGAAAGGUUACGUGGAGAUGACCGGUAUAGACGCGGAAACGUCGCAGGACAUCGCCGAGGCAAUAACCGCAAAGGGAGGUCGUUAUUUGGAGGCUCAGGUACAAGGCAGCAAAACAGAGGCGCAAGAGGGUACUCUAGUGAUCCUCGCGGCUGGCGAUCGUGCCCUAUUCGACGAGUGUCAGUCUUGUUUCGAGGCGAUGGGCAAAAACAGUUUUUAUCUCGGCGGGGUCGGCAAUGCUUCCAAAAUGAACCUCGUGCUUCAGCUAAUGGCGGGUGUGACUCUUGCUGGUUUAGCCGAGAGCAUGGCACUAGCAGAUCGUGCCGGUAUUCGGCAGAAAGACGUACUAGAAGUUUUGGAGUUGACAUCGUUGGCUUGUCCCGCGAUUCUUGACAAAGGGAAAGCCAUUAUCGAGGGUGGGUUUCCAACGCAGUUACCACUGCAACACAUGCAAAAAGACUUGAGACUCUCUUUAGGUAUGAGCGAUCAAUUGGAGCAACCGUUACCAUUAGCUGCAGCAGCGAACGAAGUUUACAAGCACGCUAAACGUCUUGGUUACGGCGAACACGAUUCCUCCGCUGUUUACAUCAGAGCCAGAUUCUAACGGAGCAUGCAUCGUCGAGCUUUCGCUAUACCAUAUUUAUUGCAAUAUCUAGCGUUUCCUGUCGCAACCAGAGAAAAGUAGUGCGCUGUUUGUCGAGGAAAUAGUGGAACUAUCGAUUGCUAAAAGGUAGCUCUGCGACACUUGUUAAUACAUCGUGAAUUUGUCGAGGUGUAAAAUAAGUUCUGUUAUUGCUGUAGCUGGAACCAAAUUCGAUAUAUUUGAAUGCAUAUACAGUGAAUUUUAUGUACAGGUUCUUGUCGCUCGGUUUAACCAAUACAAUUGUGCGUAUGAAAUAUCAAUAUACUUGUACGUUUUUUUUUGUUUUUUUUACACAUUUUUUAUCAAGAUGUCUCUUUUUGCGCAUAUAUGACUUUUCGUUUUCUAUUAAUACACGGCAACUACUUUUCUCGAUCACAGCAUACGUCAUGAUAUAGUCGAUUUCUCGAGUCACUCGAUUCGUACUCGUUCAAUUACCGAUUUUAGACCGUUGAUAUCUUUUUAUGAUAAAUAUUAUGGGAUAAAUAUAUGGAUUGUAUAACGAUGCUUUCGAUUGAUAUGAACCUCUUCAAACAAUAGUUCCCUAUUAUAAAAUGAAAGUACCAGCACUUUUAAAAGUGAUUAUUUUCAAAUGACCUGGUAUAUUAUAAACGAUUCGAUAUAUUCCAUUUAUAUAGUUUUAUCGCAUUUUUUUUAUUGUAUCGAAUUGUUAUCUUGCGAAAAAGUUGAUGUCAAGCGAAAGUUUGAUUUACACGGUAUAUAUAUUUGUCGAUAAACAACCCUAUAAUAUUUUAUUUUAAAGAUAUAUUAUACAAGUUUGAGGUAUGCAGUUGACGGUAAAUAUUUUUCUAGAGAUAAUUCAAGAUUGACUGAACGGUUCAGCGGAAGCGAUACCGGUGGACGAGGCUUAAUUUUAAUGAUGAAUUAAUGUACGUAUUUCAAAAUUGUUCAUCGAAUUCUUUAUCGAUACGAAGGGAAACUUGUAUCGCUCGCUCGUUCAUACAGACUCUUGGGUGCGUGAAAAAUCACGUGCCUUACAUUUGUAACAAUGGCUAUAUGCCCAUAUCAUAUAUUGUAUAUGUAAUUAGAUUAUGGAUAGUGGUUCAAUAUUUGUAGCAGUAUUUCGUAUUUUCUAUUUCCGUAGUUCCCGUUUCAUCUCAAAUCAAUCGUAACUCACCAUAACGUGAAACUGGAGCUACGAAAAUAGAAAAUAUUGAAUAUUCUAUAGCAAACAUAAAGAAAAAGAAAAAAAAUAUAUAUAUAUAUAUAUAUACACACACACAUAUACAUAUAUAUAUAUACAUAUAGUUAGUAAAGUGUAUAAAUCAUAGAGAGGGAGAAAUAAUGCGUGAGUGCGAUUGGGUGGGUGAGUGAAAAUACGUAAUGAGCAUUACGUCGGUAACUGACGUUACAUGUUUUGUCACGAAAUACACUGGUUUUUGAAUAAAUAUCUAUUUGAAUUAC
Hylaeus anthracinus is the source of this 3017-nucleotide messenger RNA. It is a transcript of the gene Ndf, whose product is annotated as cytokine-like nuclear factor N-PAC. The record is from RefSeq and is a predicted model, not a curated record. Gene Ontology annotation, molecular function: NADP binding; oxidoreductase activity, acting on the CH-OH group of donors, NAD or NADP as acceptor; NAD binding. NCBI's taxonomy places the organism in Eukaryota, Metazoa, Arthropoda, Insecta, Hymenoptera, Colletidae. The transcript has 10 exons. The coding region runs from base 45 to 1556 and encodes 503 amino acids.